AUGCGCGCCUCAGUACUUGUCGCAUUGUCUUCCUUCAGCCUUGCGGCUUUGGGCUGCACCAAAGUCUCCAAGGUCACCCACACCUUUUACGGGUACCCAGAUAACGAUCCUCCCGGUCCGGCCACCGCCUACGACUGCGGCCGCGGCUACAAGGCUGGCGGUACAGGUACCUAUGCCGACCCUUUGACGUUUGCCUCGGCUCCUGGCGAAUUCACACAAUGUGAAAUCAUCUACGACCCAUACACGAAGAAAUAUCUUCGUUUCGAGGACUACUGCGCUCAAUGCACUACCGACUGGAACGCUGGCAUCCACCACAUUGACCUGUGGACCGGUAGCACAACUGUCAGCGGAGGUAACGAGCAGAUUGAAUGCGAGAAUGACCUCACGCCGGGUGAGAAGAGCCAGACUAUCGUGAGGCAGCCACGAAAGGAUCUCCCGGUAGAUUCGACUAAGCUUUACGUCAAAGGUGCCAGUCCGGCGUGCAGAACUAGCCACAUAUACCCCACUUACAACAUUGCCGAUUACUGCUAA
Messenger RNA from Alternaria arborescens, 531 nucleotides. RefSeq lists its product as hypothetical. The record is from RefSeq and is a predicted model, not a curated record. The transcript is spliced from 3 exons. NCBI's taxonomy places the organism in Eukaryota, Fungi, Ascomycota, Dothideomycetes, Pleosporales, Pleosporaceae. Bases 1 to 531 code for a protein of 176 amino acids.